AACUACAACCAAUCUGCAUACUUGGCACGGCCGUUACAGCUGUCGGUGCACUUUUUAUUUUUCCUCCGGGCCUGCGCUUCUCUGGAAGCCCGUUCUGUCGAUCCGUUCACAAGAGGGGCGCCGAGUUGGGAAGAUGAUGGCUCCGGAGCCGCUGCGAUCAGCGACAACCAUCGGGGUCGCGGAGGAUACUUCGCUCGCGCUACCCUCCGACAACAAGUUGCGGUCGGGACAGCAGCGCGUGCUGGACCAGGUUCACAGCAUUAAGAGGAGCAAGUCCAAACACGGCAAGAGUGUCAGAGCUCCUUCUCCUACAAGUCCACCUCUGCAGUCUUUCACAAAACAAACAGAUUUUGCCUCAUUCAAGUAUUCUCCAUCCAAAGCAAAUGGCACCUUCCACCGCAGCAAAUCCACUAUGUCGGCUGGCACCAUGAAAGAGACGAGUCGUACUCUAUCCACUAGAAAUUCUGGAGGAAGAUAUAUGAGUACCUCCGGUGUUUGGGAAGAGCAAAUCAAUGCUUCCACCUGGCCAAAGAGUCCCAAUGGAAUAAAACCCAGUAAGAGUGACCCUGCCUUGGCUCCACCUUUUUCUCCUGCCACUGGACCUAGCAUGAGAAUAAAAGGACAGAUGGCACAGGGCCAAAGCACCUUUCAAACUCGAACAAACAGACACAGUGUUUCGUCAGUGACUAACGGUAAUGCGAUAACCAGCAGCCAGUCACGCAUAGUCCGGAUGCCCUCCACCCAGUCUCAAAAUGAGGGCAAGAUGGGUACCAUCAAAAUGGAGAAUAAAUCAGUGAUGAACAUUCCAGACCUGACCCUAAAGGAGGCUGUAGAGUUUUUGGGUAGCAGUGAGGAAAGGUACCAGCAGUGGGGAGCAACUUUCAUCCAACACACCACCUACACCGACGAGACUGCCAAAUCAGAGGUUUUAGAACUCGAGGGUAUUCCUACUCUGGUGACCCUGCUGAGAAGCGGUAAUCCUCAGGUGUGCCAGGUUGCUGCUGGAGCUCUGAGGAACCUGGUGUUCAAGAACCAAAAGAACAAACUGGAGGUUCAGCGCUGUGGUGGUAUAGCUAAGGCCCUUCAGCUGCUAAAGGAAACAGAUUCUACUGAGACCCAGAAACAAAUUACCGGCCUGCUGUGGAACCUGUCCUCUGCCAACGAGCUGAAGGAAGAGCUUACAGCUACAGCACUGCCCGCCCUAACUCAACAUGUGGUGGUGCCUUACACAAGCUUGUCAGACACCGGUCCGAGUAGCUACAUUGACCCCUCUGUCUUCAACUGUGCCACAGGGUGCCUGCGGAACUUGAGCUCUGGCAAGAGUGGACAGAGGCAGGCAAUGAGAAGCUGUCCUAGCCUCAUCGACUCCCUCAUGAGUUACAUGAAGUCCUGUGUGGCAGAGGAAAACCCUGAUGACUCGUCCUUGGAGAACUGUGCAUGCAUCCUCCAUAACUUGUCCUACAAACUGGAGCAAGAGUCCCCUGUGAGUUUCAGCAACUACAACCCAAGUAGAGAUGCCCAACAUGAGAAAAGCCCCACAAUUGGAUGCUUCAGCCCUAAGAGCAGCAAGGCCCAAAAGACGUUCUCCUUUGAUACUAUAGAUGCUAGCCCCCCAUCAGGUGUUAAGUGGUUGUCCCAUCCCAACGCUAUAGACACCUACCUGUCCCUCCUGGAAUCGUCCGAGAACAAAGCCACUCUAGAGGCCUGCUGUGGUGCUCUGCAGAACCUCACUGCCAACAAGGGAAAUGGGUCAGAUGCUCUGAGCCAAAUUUUGGUUAGUAAGUCCAGAGAUCUGAGUCAAUUUGGACCUCUGCUGAAGCCAUCUAACCCGAAGCUUCAGAACACUGCCUUGUCCUUGUUGGGUAACAUGUCUCGGACCAGCAGUUUGCAAGGCACCAUGGCAAAGCAGAUUUUGCCUCAGCUCGGAGAACUCCUGCAGGGUGGGCCCAGUCAGUUGGGAAAUUCUGACGAGUCUAUAGCAGCAGCUUGCAACACAGUGCUAAGACUGAUGUCAGCAAACAGUGACACCAGCAAGAAGGUCAUCAAUAAUACCAUUAUUCGGUCGCUAACUGACCUCAGUGAAGACAAGAAAUUUAAAAAGGGAAGCAGUGCAGCCUCGCUGCUGCUGUACAGCAUAUGGCAAGACAAGAAUUUGCAAAGCGCUGUGAAAAAGAUGGGGUUGACCAAAUCAGCCUUCAUCAACGACAACAUAACCCAUGUGGUCUCGCAGCUCGAAGGAUAGUGAUCGAGUGGGAUCGGCAGCAGUAACCGUGAAAGAUAGAAACCAACGUGUUCAGACACUGCUGUUGCCACACCCUUUCAACGAAGAAAACAAAAAAAGAGAGAAAAAUGAUACUUUUUAUUAAUACCAUCUGGAUAGAGCCUAACAAUUGCUGUUCAUUGAUUGAUGCUUUGUACAUAUUAUAAAGGAAAGAGUGCUUUUAAUUUUACAAUUAAUCCUGUGGUCUGUGUGUUUGGAAAUGUUUGCCUGUAUCUGCGUAAGUAGGCUGAGAGUGCUUUUAAGACGUGUGUGUAGUGUGUGCUGAAACUGGCUUGUUUUAGGCUGCAAGUCACCGUACACCAGACAGUGUGGAUUGACAGUGUUACCUGCAGCAGAAUGUUACUUGCAGCAAUUAUUCGGAUUCACGAACGCCAUCACUGUCAAAUGUGUCUACACAACUACGACUACAUAACUAAAAGUUAUAUACAGAGAGAGAUCUGAGCAGCCAAAUAUGAAAGCUUUCUGACAAAAAUCAAAGAAAAAAAAUAUGACUAUUUGUGGUAUAAUUGCAGUAUGUUGAGAAAUAUGAUUCAAAGAAGGUUGGGUUUUUUUAAAAGAAUAAUAAUAUAUCCCCACCACAGCCCCAUUUCUUGAUUUUCUUUAGUGAAGGUAAUAGAUUUUCAUGUUGAAUGUACUAAGAAUACAUAAAGGGUUUUAUAAAAAAAAAAAGGACCAAGCAAAGAUUCACUUUAGCAGUACUUUGAUUUUCAAGGUUAGCAAAGAAGCGCUAUUUUUAAUGUACAUUUCUAAAUGCACUUUUAUUUUUUAUCAACAUUCUGUCACCUUAAAGAGUCAAGCACUAGUUCACCAUUUAAAUGUGCUGUCUUGCUUUCUUUGACAUUAAUAUCAUGCUUGUUUGUGCAUUAAAUAGAAGCUACAACUGGCAGCUGGUUAGCCUAGCAUGUAGACUGAAAACAAGCUCAGAGAAUAACUCAGUAGUGUCUUCAUUAUUCAUUAAACCACAUACAACAGAAUUGUUGACAGUGGAGGUAACUUACCUUCUCUUGUUUCCAGGGUUUGUGCUAAACUAAGCUAACUGACUGCUGGCAGUAGCUUCAUUAUAUACAGGACAAAGGUUAUCCAACUUUUUCAAGCAGCUAUUAGCAGUGUAUUCAGUUUUGGACUCUAUCUUAGUACUGAGUGCCUUGUCAAUAUUCACAUUUUUUUAAUGCUAUAUAUAUAUAUAUAUAUUUCUUUUUUAAGUAUUGCUUUGUUUUCUUGUGGGGAACAGGGACAUGGAAAGACUGGGAUGUAGCACACAACAUCUAGGCACCCAUCACUUUGACUCACUCAUGAACUAUGUGUGGAAAUUUGAACCAGCAGUAAAUUAUCAGUCAGCACUAUCAGCAGUUAAUUUGGUAGCUGGGUGCUGGCUGAACUCUGAGUGUUCUUUGACAAAAUUCAGAUAAAUGUUGUGGAGACAAUGAAGGGGUCGUGCCUUCUAACCAGCAUUUUAAUGAAUUAUGAACUGUGCGCACCAGUUGAGGGAAGAAGUGUGUUUAAUAGUUGUUUUUAUUUAAAAACAGCUUACAAAGAGGUUAUUUGCAGGAUAUCUGCCAUCAUAACCAAACUGCCUGUUUAUUGAACACAGAUUUUAAAUUUUUGUAAAACUGAAAUGCUUUUGGAAAAACCACCAUUACACAUCACAAAACAUACCUGCCAUGAAACACGGUGGUAGGCAGCUAUGGGGCUUUCCCAGGGCCACAGGGUACAAGGCAGGGGGACGUCUUUCUGCUUGGGAAAUGGCUGUAUUGAGGUUCAUUUGAUCAAUGUCAGUAUUUGCUUAGAAUGUAUUUUUUUGUGUGAAAUGUGUGUGUUUCUAACCCUAACCCAUAAGUAGGAGGCUUCUCUGUCACUCAGAAUAAAUAAAACAUGCC
Pelmatolapia mariae (spotted tilapia) is the source of this 4158-nucleotide messenger RNA. RefSeq names its product plakophilin-1 (gene pkp1a). Gene Ontology annotation, molecular function: cadherin binding. NCBI's taxonomy places the organism in Eukaryota, Metazoa, Chordata, Actinopteri, Cichliformes, Cichlidae. The record is from RefSeq and is a predicted model, not a curated record. The transcript has 15 exons. Gene Ontology annotation, biological process: cell-cell adhesion; cell-cell junction assembly; intermediate filament bundle assembly. Gene Ontology annotation, cellular component: adherens junction; plasma membrane; cytoplasm. Bases 134 to 2242 code for a protein of 702 amino acids.